UACUCGGUUGUCCUUGGCUCGAGUACCGCUAUUGGGGCUGCUGUUGCAUCUCGGGAACUGUAGUGAAUGUUGAGUUGGAGCGGUGCGGUUUACCGUGCGGGAAACUCACCUUCCCAGAGCCCUUUGCGCGGGAGCGUGCGUAUGUUUGGUGUUCGGUUUCGUAAAGAAGGGCACACGUGAGAUACCCUUCGCCAAGCGAGAGAAAGUGAAGAUGUCGAGUCUGUCGGCGGCGAGCUGCGCGUCCACGUCCAACCCGGCCGCCGGGAGCGCGGAAGAGAAGAAGCCGCUGAAGCCGUGCUGCGCGUGCCCGGAGACCAAGAAGGCCAGGGACGCGUGCAUCAUCGAGAAGGGUGAGGAGCGGUGCUCGGAGCUCAUCGAGGCCCACAAGGAGUGCAUGAGGGCGCUGGGCUUCAAGAUCUAGUCCCCGGGAGUCAGUGAGCGAGCGAGCGAGUGAGAGAGAGCGUGUGUUCUGCAGGGUCGCCGCGGUGGGGGCCCUUUCCUCUCCUUUAUUUAUAUCGGAAAGCAAAGAAUCUCCUUCCGCCAAGAACGUCUCCCUUUGUUCAGCGUUUCGCCUGGCCGCGUUGCUCCUCAUGCCGUCUCUCCCUCUGCUUGGAUGGGGGGUGUGUGCGUGUGUGUGUGUCUCUGUCCGUCUGUUUGUCUGUCUGUCUCGAGGGGGAGGGCUUUUUUUCUUCAUAACUCAUGUUCCAUAGAUAAAUUGAAAUAAAGUAAUCCUAUGCAAUAUGA
Molecule: messenger RNA, 744 nt
Organism: Scleropages formosus (Asian bonytongue)
Lineage: Eukaryota; Metazoa; Chordata; Actinopteri; Osteoglossiformes; Osteoglossidae
Gene: cox17
Product: cytochrome c oxidase copper chaperone COX17
Exons: 4
Coding region: 212-421 (69 amino acids)
Biological process (GO): mitochondrial respiratory chain complex IV assembly
Cellular component (GO): mitochondrial intermembrane space
Molecular function (GO): copper ion binding; copper chaperone activity
Source: RefSeq, a predicted model, not a curated record